AUGUCCGCCUACAACAGAAACAUGAUUGCUUUAUAUCAGGAGGUCAGGGCCUCAGAGGAGGUCAGGGCCUCAGAGGAGAUCAGGGCCUCAGAGGAGGUCAGGGCCUCAGAGGAGGUCAGGGCCUCAGAGGAGAUCAGGGCCUCAGAGGAGGUCAGGGCCUCAGAGGAGGUCAGGGCCUCAGAGGAGAUCAGGGCCUCAGAGGAGAUCAGGGCCUCAGAGGAGAGGGAUGUCAGGGCCUCAGAGGAGAUCAGGGCCUCAGAGGAGGUCAGGGCCUCAGAGGAGAUCAGGGCCUCAGAGGAGAUCAGGGCCUCAGAGGAGAUCAGGGCCUCAGAGGAGGUCAGGGCCUCAGAGGAGAUCAGGGCCUCAGAGGAGAUCAGGGCCUCAGAGGAGAUCAGGGCCUCAGAGGAGAUCAGGGCCUCAGAGGAGAUCAGGGCCGCAGAGGGAGGUGUGGCUGCAGGGUUUCAGUCCAACCAAGCAGGAGAAGACCAGACUCCAGCCAUUUCCUCAAGUUGA
Messenger RNA from Knipowitschia caucasica, 513 nucleotides. NCBI's taxonomy places the organism in Eukaryota, Metazoa, Chordata, Actinopteri, Gobiiformes, Gobiidae. The record is from the annotation of a GenBank genome assembly.